AUGUCUGUAAUAUUAUCUGAUUCUACUCUAGAUAAACUAAAAUGUACCAAUUGUUUUAAGUAUCUUUCUGUGAAACCUGUGAAGACCUACAAGGAUGGUUCCAUUAAGUGCGGAAGAUGCACCGAAGAAAACGAUGAAGGUAUUUUGUGCGUAUACAACUGUUUUGGAGACAAUCACGUGUUUAAGUGCAACAACAGAUUCGAUGGUUGCAGGAAGUUACUGAACUAUGUUCAAGUCAUUGAACAUGAAGAAGAAUGUUUUCCUUUGAAGUACGAGUGUCCGAAUUGUCCUGGAGUUAUUUUAACAACUUACAUGCUUGAAGCGCAUUUUCAACAGUACCAUUUUCUAUCUAUUCUGAAGACACCGAUUUUUUACAUUUACAACGACCUUGUAAGUCAAACUUUCUUGUAUAGACUAGACGAUGUUUUAUUUUUUAUUCAUUACAAAGUGGAUGUUCUUUCUAACAUAUUUAAUUUAAGUGCUUCCUAUUUGGUUAACGCUGAAUUCAACAUCAGGUUCAAUAUUAACUUUAAUACAAACGUGGGUAACGAGGAUAUCGAUCCUUUGGAAAUACCAACUUAUUAUCAGGCUAAAAAUCUUAGAGAUAAUAUAUCGAUUAGUUGUUUGUACGUAAAGGUCUCUGUCACUUUUGAUAUUAUAAAUGUUCCUUAUUAUCAAAUAAUAGUACCCAGUGAAAAUACAGUUAUACCAAAAGAGUCUGAAGUCUUAGAGGAGCGUAGGAUUGUAAAUAAUUUUGAAUAUUUUCAUAAUUUAUGUUUGAGAUCGGGCAUCGACUGGCCCGCUAAAAUUAAAACUUACAAUUUUCCUUCAAAUAUGACCGUCAGCGUAGAUUUUACUCAUUUGAUUAAAAUUAACAGAUUCAAAACGACGAAUAUUUAUUUGCAUUGCUACAACUGCUUCGUCAGCUCGUUCCACAAAACAUUGGGAGGAUUUGUAAGAAUUAAUCGCAAUCUUUAUUUUUUGUGCGAUAUUUGUUUUCGAUUAGAGAAACGAAAUAACAAAUAUAUAAAAUACGGUGGAUCCAGUAGAACCUACAGGAAGUUGCAUGUAACUUAUACAUGUUUGUGGGGCUGCGGUAUUUCAGAUGAAAUGUUGAGUGGUCAUGAGUAUUUUUGUCCUGAUCAACCUGAAUUUGACUGUCCUAUUAGGAAUUGCGAGGUGUCUGCACCUCACGAUAAAUUAUUACCGCAUAUGCUUGAGAAGCAUGAAGUAUAUUCGUGUACCACUUUUACCUCGAACAUCGAUUUGGGGAAAAAUAUUCUUAAUUCAGUUAAAUUUAUAGAAAAAAUCGUGUGGGUCAUGCCGUUUUUUGUUGUUGUUAAGUUUACCGCUAACUCUAGAUGUUGGAAGGUAUCAAUUGAUUUUUGUAAUAUGCGUGGAGUACCUAAGGAUCUACGAGUAAAAGCUUUGUUGUACACUUCGUGCGAAAAAUUGAUCGACGUUGUUACGGAAGAUUAUAAUGUGUAUGUACUACCUUUUGGAGAAAUAAGAGUUCAUUGUCUACUCGAAAGAGAUCAUAAUAUAGGUAUUUUCUGA
Messenger RNA from Psylliodes chrysocephalus, 1557 nucleotides. The record is from the annotation of a GenBank genome assembly. Lineage: Eukaryota; Metazoa; Arthropoda; Insecta; Coleoptera; Chrysomelidae.